AAGUUGGCUUGGUCAAAUGAGCAAAAGGCCAUAGACAACCCUCUGUCUGAACAUUUCGAUUUCCUUUUCUGCAAAAUCCCACACGCAGAGAAUCAGAAGAAAAAAAACAUAAAGAAAUGCAUUUUAGUUUGAACGACCACACUUAAACCGUCGUCUUUGGUGGAGAACUCAGACGACCAUGGACGACACCGCCACCACCACCAUCAAAACCAAAACUAACGACAACAAAAGCCGCAAGCGCCGCUGGAGCGAAGGCGAUGACGAACAAAGCAAAUGCGAAGACGACGAUGACUUGGAGGAAGAAAAGCAGUGCGACGUGGAGCUCUGGGAGACGCUGAGCAGGAGCUUCCGGCAGGUCCAGUCCGUACUGGAUCAGAACCGAGCUCUGAUCCAGCAGGCUAAUGACAACCACCGGUCCAGAGUCCCCGAUAAUCUUUCCAAAAAUGUUGUCCUGAUCCGCGAUAUCAAUUCCAAUAUCAACAAAGUCCUCUCCAUCUACUCCGAUUUAUCGGCCAAUGUCUCGAGCAUCGUUCACCGACCUCGCGCCAUAAUCCCCGCCAAAAGCAACAAGAACGACGGCGACGAAGACAACGACACAGGCAAUUGGAAAUUGGAUCGGUAAAAUCGGGCGUGGAGUCGCAGUAAUUUCGAACACCUUGUUGUGAGUCUUCUGUUUGUGCUUGUGCUUGUGAGUCGUCUGCAAACUGUUUGUUGAAAUGCUUGCGUUGUUGUAAAAUGACGAAAGCUUUGCUUAAUAUUGAGCUUUUGUUAUGUGUUGUAUGAGGACCAAGGCUGCGGGAUUGCUUAUCUGCAUUAUCAUCCACCCUGCAGAUACUAAUACUAUGAGAAUAGUAGGAAACAAAACAAUCACUUUACCUAUGGAAGCAUUUUGCGGAAGGCAUUGAAAUGAAUGGGAUCUCAAUCACAAAGUUCUAUCAAUAUCAAAUAGUACUGCUUCAAGCAGAGCAAGUCCAGAGAGUGAACUUUAAAAAAAGGCUAUGAGGCAUUAGUAUAACAAAAGAAUGAAACCAAAAAUAAAAUAAAAAAUGUAACGCUUGCACCACCUGUUUCUCUGUAAUUGAUCUUUCACUUUUUCAUUGCUCAGUUUGUACAUAACAUGAGAUGAUACCAAACAGAAAUAUACUUUU
Molecule: messenger RNA, 1148 nt
Organism: Prunus mume (Japanese apricot)
Lineage: Eukaryota; Viridiplantae; Streptophyta; Magnoliopsida; Rosales; Rosaceae
Source: RefSeq, a predicted model, not a curated record